AUGUUCUUAAACAAAGGUGUAAGAAGUCAAAUAAUAUCUUCUUUAAUCGCUACCCUUGGAGCAAUGGUUAUGGGUACGAUACUGGGCUGGACAUCACCAGCAAACGAAUUAUUACCGAGUGGAGUUGGAUUUUUGAUUACCGUUGACGAUUUAAAGAGUUUUAGUUCCAUUUUUGGCAUUGGUGCAGUUUUCGGAGCAUUACCUGCCGGGAAAUUAUCUGCAACGAUCGGCCGCCGUUACAGCAUGGUAUUAUUUGAGAUCCAAAUCAUCAUUGGAUGGAUUUUUCUUACCAUGGCCAAUGCAUCAUGGAUGUUAUUGGCAGGUAGAGUAAUACAGGGCAUCGGCGUUGGUGCACUGUGUACCAUCAUACCGACCUACGUUGCCGAAAUUUCUCAACCACAUAUUAGAGGUACUUUGGGAACGAUAUUUCAAGUCUAUGUAGUAGUUGGAAUUCUUUAUUCAUUCGUAGUCGGCUCGGUAGUUGAAUACGUUACAUUUAAUGUAUUAUGUGGGAUUUGGACUUUAAUACAUGUGUUACUAACUUUUUUCAUACCUGAAUCGCCAUAUUACUUUUUAUAUUUGAACAAAGACGAAAGUGCUUAUGCAUCAAUGACGAAACUUCGUGAUGGAAAUGAUGCUGACAUUGCGGGAGAGUUGAACGAGAUUAAGAGGGAAAUUGAACUUCAAAAAUCAAAUCAAGACACAUUCAUUAAAGUGAUGGCUAACAAGGUGAAUCGCAAGUCACUUUUGAUCGGUAUAGGUUGUAUGUUUUUUCAGCAGACAAGUGGAAUAAAUGCUAUCAUCUUCUAUAUGGGUUACAUUUUUAACAAAGUUGGAAGCUCGAUAACCACAAACACUUCAGUUAUAGCUGUUGGAAUCGUCCAGCUGGUAAUGACAUUAGUAGCAAUGACGAUUGUUGACAAGGCAGGCCGUCGAAUAUUAUUGAUAGUUUCAGCAGUUGUGAUGAGUCUUAGUUUCUUCGGCUUAGGUCUAUACCUUCACAUGAGCCAUAAAUUCAAUAAGGAAUCAAUUUUUUCAUGGCUACCACUAAUUCUCAUCGCUUUAUAUAUUUCGGCUUUCUCUUUAGGGUUUGGACCUAUUCCAUGGGUAGUUAUGGGAGAGAUAUUCUCCAACGAAAUCAAACCAUAUGGUACAAGCUUAGCUACUGCCGUAAACUGGUUUUUGGUAUUUGCUGUCACGUUUUUAACAUUUGAAGCUACAAAUUCUAUUGGUUUUCUUGGCCUUUUCUGGAUGUAUAGUUUCUUUUGUGCAUUGGGUGCCCUAUUCGUGUGGUAUAUGGUCCCAGAGACGAAGAACAAAAGUUUGAAUGAGAUACAGUUGAAGUUAUCCGGUAACGAUAAUUCGCCACCAUCAACUAAUAAUGUUUAA
Messenger RNA from Diuraphis noxia (Russian wheat aphid), 1389 nucleotides. Its product is annotated as sugar transporter 4. NCBI's taxonomy places the organism in Eukaryota, Metazoa, Arthropoda, Insecta, Hemiptera, Aphididae. Gene Ontology annotation, cellular component: membrane. The record is from RefSeq and is a predicted model, not a curated record. Gene Ontology annotation, molecular function: nucleic acid binding; sugar transmembrane transporter activity. Gene Ontology annotation, biological process: carbohydrate transport; transmembrane transport.